Molecule: messenger RNA, 5398 nt
Organism: Alosa alosa (allis shad)
Lineage: Eukaryota; Metazoa; Chordata; Actinopteri; Clupeiformes; Clupeidae
Product: galactosylgalactosylxylosylprotein 3-beta-glucuronosyltransferase 1
Exons: 8
Coding region: 357-1433 (358 amino acids)
Biological process (GO): chondroitin sulfate proteoglycan biosynthetic process; carbohydrate metabolic process
Cellular component (GO): Golgi membrane
Molecular function (GO): galactosylgalactosylxylosylprotein 3-beta-glucuronosyltransferase activity
Source: RefSeq, a predicted model, not a curated record
AGACGGCGUGACCGCCCACGAGGUCUGGGUGUCACUGGCUGAUGGUCGGGACUCGGGACCCCGGACCCACUGAGUGCUUUCUCCACUGCCUUCUCCGACUUCACCUCGCUAACUCGACAUCCGCUGUGCUGUGAGAAACGACAUAAUUAAACUGACCUCUCUGCAUCAACUUCGGGGGAAAAAGAGAAAAGCCUUUGCCUGUUGCUGCUGUCCCUGUGUUGAGAUGUGCAGGACGCCCGCACUGCCCAGCCCGUUCCCGGCCAGGCCUCUUCUCCGACUGACCACGUCUGAAGUGUCUGAGAACAUGAAGUGUUUAUAACCAUAGGUAAUGACGAGGCACAACCCUAACCCUGGAGAUGCCGAAGAGAAGAGACAUUCUUGCCAUCGUGUUGAUCGUGUUGCCGUGGACACUGCUCAUCACUGUCUGGCACCAGAACGCCAUUGCACCCCUGCUGGCCAUUCGCAAGGCUUGUCACCACCUAGUCAGAGACUUCUUUAUCAUUCCCGAGCGGCUAGCCAUCCACCGCCACCGCCUCGCAGAUGACGGUGCAGACGGACGCCGCGAGGCUGGCGCGGUGGGCGAUUCCAAGGAGUACUGCUCGCCGGACAAGGACAUCGUGGAGGUGGUGCGCACCGAGUACGUGUACACGCGGCCGCCGCCCUGGUCCGACGUGCUACCCACCAUCCACGUGAUCACGCCCACCUACAGCCGGCCGGUGCAGAAGGCAGAGUUGACGCGGCUGGCCAACACCUUCCUGCACGUGGCCAACCUGCACUGGAUCCUGGUGGAGGACUCGCAGCGCCGGACGCCGCUGGUGGCGCACCUGCUCCGAGAGACAGGCCUCAACUACACGCACCUCAAUGUGGAGACGCCGCGCAACUACAAGCUGCGGGGCGACACGCGGGACCCGCGCAUCCCCCGCGGAACCAUGCAGCGGAACCUGGCACUACGCUGGCUACGGGAGACCUUCAGCCCCAACAGCAGCCAACCGGGCAUCGUCUACUUCGCUGAUGACGACAACACCUACAGCCUGGAGCUGUUCGAGGAGAUGCGCUCCACGCGGAAGGUCUCGGUCUGGCCCGUGGCGUUUGUGGGCGGCCUACGCUACGAGUCGCCUAAGGUCAAUGCUGCUGGCAAGGUCUACGGAUGGAAGACCGUGUUUGACCCACACCGCCCGUUCGCCAUCGACAUGGCCGGCUUCGCCAUCAACCUGCGCCUCAUCCUCUUCAAGCCCCAGGCCUACUUCAAGCUGCGGGGAGUCAAGGGGGGUUACCAGGAGAGCAGCCUGCUCCGAGACCUGGUCACCCUCGACGACCUGGAGCCCAAGGCGGCCAAUUGCACUAAGAUUCUUGUUUGGCACACCAGGACUGAAAAGCCGGUGCUCGUUAACGAGGGCAAAAAGGGAUUCACAGACCCCAAUGUAGAGAUCUGACAUUCGCCAUCUCUAGCGAUGGUACCUGGCUUUGGUAAAGCUUUCAACAAACUAGAGAGCACUCACCUCAGACUCACCUCAGAAACACAAGGACGUGGACACCGGACAUAUCCAGUUGUCUUUGACCUAGACUAAACUAAUAACAGUACAAAUGUACAGUAUUUCAUUAAAGCACAGAGUAGAUGGCAAUAUUUAUCAGGUUUAAUGAACUACAAACAAACAAGCAAACAAACAAACACACACACACACAGAUUCUAGGUACCACACGAGGACAUGGAAGAGGAAAGGACCUUUUUUGGCACACCACCCCAACGAAAAAACUCCGCCUUCUGGCAGACAGCACAACGAUGAGGGCCCAGGGCGCUCCAUGUGGAUGAACUUUGAACUCUGACCUGUGUAGAGAAUAUGACUGAUCCCCAGCGAGUGGAAUGUGUUCUCGGGCGACUGUGCAGGGGACAUGUUGACGAAGACCGGGCCUACGUAAAGAACAAACAAACUUUCAACGUUGCUCUUUAGCAAAGCAAAAACUAAACAAACAGCAUCAAUAACGACGACAACAACAAACAUUUGCAUCACAACAAUGGCCAUUCUGAGGUGAAGAGAGAGAUUAUGGAGUUCUAGAACAAAUCAUCCGUUUAGAUUGUUUUUUUUCAUCCUGAAAACACUUAGAAGGGAAGAAGGUUUUAUGUUUUAGUUUGUUACAUAACUAUAUCUGCUUUUAACUGAAUGUUUCGUUGUUUACAAUCAUUGUCUUGCUGUUUCAGAACUACUGAUAUUUACAUCCAUCUCAAACUCCCGUUCCCUGAUGCGAUUUUUUUUUUUUUCAGUGUCCUAAAAAGCUUGUAAGAGUACUGAAGCACGCCCACUCAUAUCAAGUGAUAGAUCCCUGGAAGAACACUUUGAAAGAGAAGAACCUAACAUACUUCAGCAGCACUUAAAACUGUUACUCACCGUGUUCCUGUGUUGGGAACCCCUGUAAAUAGGAACUUUUUAAAAAAAGGAAACAAUCAUAGGCUUCAACAUGGAGUAACCUAAAAGAGCGAGCAAUGUAACUACUGUAUUUAUGUAACUGGUAGGGGGAACCGAGAAAUAACUAUGAAAACACAUUAAAUCAUUAAAUACAUACACAUGAAAUAUUCGACGGAACGCCUUGUAUACAUAACGAGCCAAACUCCCACCGUGUGGAGGGAGCCAUCCGUAAGGACGCAAGUGCAGCCAUAACGACCCCCUGGUUAAGCAUAGGCCAGAAGGUCAGAGGUCACUGUAGGAACCCCAGCACAUUGAGCACCGCAUCCUGUCACUGCACUUUGGCAUAGUCGUGAAAGGAAUGGCCAGCUCGAUCAUGCAGAGACUACAUUUAUGCUCAUUCGUUUAGCAGACGCUUUUAUCCGAAAUGACUUACAGUACUUGGUACAGAUGCAUAUUUACAUCAAAACAUAUGUGCUUUCCCUGGCUACCAAACACAUGGCCUUGGUGUUGUGUUAGCACCACGCUCUUACUCUAUCAGUCGAGUCAGACGGAGAGGCCUUCAAAAGCCAACUGCUCUUGUGAAUACUCAGUUGUGAAAUAUGUCGAACGUAAGCCAUGGGAUUUGCUUCGCACGUCUAUUCAUAGUCAUCUCCCUCAAGGAUGACGUGCGUACGCCAGGAGCUUACGACAAUAACACCAGUGUUAAUACGGCAUCUACUGGAUCUGCACGGGAUCUAAACACGGAGGGAGGGAGCCAGAUGGAGAGAGAUGGUCAUUUUCAGCCUUCACGUGGAUUCCACUAGGGGGCGCUCCAUGUGGGCACCUCCAGACAGGCUUCCAAAACAGUUCCACAUCCCUGUUCUGACCAGCGCAUAUCUUGGGCCAUGGCAGUGACCGGUUAUCCUCACGCAGAGUUAAUGAAGGUGUCGCAUGUGGAUGCUGAGGGUCAGGCAGUCAGUGUUUCCGUUGUGCCCCUGGCUGACCACCGAGACGUAGACGCUGACAUGAAAGCAAAGCUGUUUUCCUUGUUCAUGAUCAAUCCAGUGUAAGUUGAUCACCAAUAUGCUCAUAUACCAUGCAUUUCACACAGCAUUUGGUCUGGUUAGGUUUUUUUUUUCUUAGAUCCACAAGUUGUCUUAUGGCAGUUGAGCGUAGCCUGUUCAUCCAGUCAUUAAAAGGCCAUCUCUGCUUUGUCUGUGCCCAGGAUGCAGUACGUUCCUACGGGUAAAGGUCACCUCUGUAGUUCAUGUGGAAGUUAAUUUUGUUUGCUUGUAAGGGGCAUACCGUAUUAGUCACACAAGCACAAAGACAUGAGAGGUGUGUUCACUGACAUAUUGGGCCAAUUUUAACGGGGCAUUGGCAUAUUGAAGGUACUGAACUAUCACAAUGUUAAAAUAAGCAAUGUUUCGAUGUGUAACAUGUAAUUGGCCCCUGAUUCCUCUUAUGUAAGUUUGAAUGCACAAUUCCCAUCAGAUCUUUUAAAGUAGAGACGUGACGAAAACCCUCCACACCCAGCAGUGUCUAGAAGUCAGAGUUCCCACCUUCAGUUUUAUAAUUAGAGGAAAAGUUUUCACCCCAUUCUGCUGAAGCAACCCGCAAGGCAUUUUUCAAAGACCCUUGGCAUUACAGAUGCUCAGUGUGUGUAUGUGUGUGUGUGUGCUCCCGCUGCCUCUUGUUUGAGAGGCAAAUGAGUGAUGGAGGACGAGAGAAGAGAGUCGUAGGCAGGGAGAAAUACGCCAGGCGAUGGGCAAAGAGCUUUCUGCAACACUCUGUAAGAACACAUUUCUCUUCAUGUCUUCAGAAGGAAGCUUUUGAAACAUGCAUGGCAACUACAGUAUAUGUUCCUAACCUUUUGUAGAAAAAAUGUGUUGCAUUAAUGUUUCAGCUGGGAAGUUGAAAUGGUAGCCAUUGUAGGACUUCUUUCUGUCUUUUUAAGUUUCUUCAGCAGUCUCCCCCUCAUGAUGGAAAUGGUGCACAAUGUCAAAGGAAAGGAAUGAUAUAUACAUACCUAUAUAGGAAAGGAAUGAUAUAUAUAUAUAUACAUACCUAUAUAGGAAAGGAAUGAAUGAUAUAUACAUACCUAUAAAGGAAAGGAAUGAUAUAUACAUACCUAUAAAGGAAUGUAAUGAUAUAUACAUACCUAUAUAGGAAAGGGAUGAUAUAAACAAAGCACACCCGUUACCUCCUCUCUGCAUGAGUCCAUAAGCAUCUACAGAACGUUUUAGCAAAUAUGGCUUCCUUUCCACCCUCCAAACCCCUGUGUACGACUCCUGAAGACACUCCCUGGAUGGCUAAAAGAGGACCGACUGUAACAUUUAUUUUUCCCUUGCUGUUAAACUUGACAAUAUGGCUGCUCCUUGCAACUGAGUUUAGAUAUGAAUAGGGGAAAUUGGGUGUCCACUUCCAGAUUGCAGUGUGUUACUACUUGACGUAUUUGUUUUCAUCCAAGAGGAAGAUAAACAUGAAAUCAUCUUAAGUGUGAUUACAAAGCCAGUCAAUUGAGGCCAGGCCGAGCCCAUAGAAUCAUCUGAUGUGAGAAAGAUGGGACUCACACCAAGGCUUUGUGAAAAGGGUUUACCAACAUCACCACAUGAAUCACAUGCUCAAAAAUCCUGUCUUAUUGUCCUGUAGGUUCAAUGUCAACCCCACAGCCUCACCGGCACACACACACUCGCAGUCAAGCUGAGAGAUGUGAUCCGAUUGCAGACUGCGAUAUUCAACACUGGACACAGUGUUAAAUAUCUCACUGAACUCGGUGAUAUUCAACACUGGACACACCUCAUGUCUGGGUGUCCUCUCAAUCCAGAGUCCUCGCUAGCCACGUGUAUUUAUUCCACAUUAAUAUAUUUAUUUAUAUUAUUUAUUUUGCAUCCUCUUGGCUUCUCAGUGAUGCAUUCCUAUUCGUAUUGGCACGUGGUGUGUGCUCCCCUGCAAAUUGAUGAUAUUGGUUCAGCUCGUUUCAGCGCCAGCCAUCAAAAAUCAUCUCAAGUCUUUUU